This is a messenger RNA of Stereum hirsutum FP-91666 SS1, 1647 nucleotides long. RefSeq lists its product as uncharacterized. The record is from RefSeq and is a predicted model, not a curated record. Lineage: Eukaryota; Fungi; Basidiomycota; Agaricomycetes; Russulales; Stereaceae. The transcript has 12 exons. Bases 1 to 1647 code for a protein of 548 amino acids.
AUGCUUGUUCUGGGUACCAACUAUGUGGUUGCGGCAUUAUUGGAGAACUUUCAGGUCAUGGAGCCUCCCAUCGUCCCCGACGGCCCAUCAUGCAACACGACCUUGCUCCAAUAUGAUUUUGCGACCUCAUACAACGCCCCAGCCAUCGUUUCGUAUUCUGCACCCACAAAAUGCGGCGAGCCAGGAUCAUGGGCUGCAGUUGUGUUGACCUGGUACUGCACCAGCACGGGGGUUCAAUUUGACCGAUUGGGCAGCUUGUAUAUCGAUGCGAUUGAAAUUUGGCGCACUUCGACGCCUGAACCGCUUGACAGUGGGAUCUUCUGGACUGCGACAAAAGACGUCACACAAUAUAUGCCCCUCCUAUCUCUUUCUAACGCCACUCUUAUGCUUGACCUCGGAAACGUCAUCUCCGGCGACUUCACAGCGUCCUUCAAUGUCACUCUCACCGCGACAUAUUACCAGCCUACCACCUCCUUCCCGAAACCUACUACGCCAGAUCAGAUCGUAGGAUUGUCGAGUGGGAACGAGACUUUGGCUGCAUAUUUUGAGACACCGCCUGUUGGUGUGACUGAGGUUGUGAUACCAGAGAAUACGGCCUCCGCGUUCGUGGAGAUAUACGCCAGUGGGAAUAGCGAUGAGGAGUUCUGGUACACAAAUAUAGUCGACGAAUACCUCGCUUACGCAGACCCGACGGGAAACGCGUCCACCAUCGAUAUCGGAGGUGGACCGUUUCGAGAGGUGCAGCUUUGGAUCGAUGAUAUGUUGGCGGGUGUCGUCUUUCCGUUUGCCGUGGUUUACACCGGAGGUUUUAUCGUGAGCUGGUGGAGGCCCAUGGUCGCGUACGGCGCAUUCUCAUCCCCAACCUACCACCUCGACAUCACACCCUUCCUUCCCUUGCUCACCGACUCACUUCCGCACAACUUCUCACUGACCGUAUCUUCCGGUCUGCCCGAUACUCCAGUCAACUCUAACUGGUAUCUCUCUGGAAACAUCGCGCUGGUCCUGGACCUAUCUGGGGAAAAGACCACGGGGAGCAUCGCGCAUUAUGAGUCGACGCCAUGGGUUGACGUGAAGGGCAGAGCGGCGAAGGAUAAUGAGACGGUGGAGGUUUGGGUUGAGGCGGGGAGGAAGCAUAGGGUCGAGGGGGUGGUGAAUACUGGGAGCGGAGGGAAUAAGAGUGUGGUUUUUCAGCAGAGCUUGGAGUAUGGGAAUUACAUGAAGUUUUUCGAUGGCGGGUUUACCCAGACCGUCAGCCAGUCGACUUUUGGCACCACUACGUCUUCUCACUCGGGAUCGACCGUCCUCUCAGAAACAUACAGCUUCCCCAUCACGCUCUUUUCCAACCAAACCACCUCUUCGAACUACCUCUCCGGCAACCUCUCGCACGGCUACACUCGUUCUCUGCUCUCACCCGUAAGCGGUAUAUCGACCUUCAUAGAUACGAAUCAGUUCUCAAAUGGAAGCGUGAAGCUGAAUAGGUCGAGCGAGCUCACGACGGGAGGCGUUGGGACGGAAGUGAGCGGUGUGGCGUUGACGGAGGAGAAGUUUGAGUUUGGGGAUUCAAGGGGGUGGGCGUAUGGGAGGAAUGUUGGUGUUUUUAAUUUAACGCUUCUCUGGGAUGAGACGAGUGGGAACUUAGCCUUGUGA